Molecule: messenger RNA, 1998 nt
Organism: Erpetoichthys calabaricus (reedfish)
Lineage: Eukaryota; Metazoa; Chordata; Cladistia; Polypteriformes; Polypteridae
Product: zinc finger BED domain-containing protein 5-like
Exons: 1
Coding region: 1-1998 (665 amino acids)
Source: RefSeq, a predicted model, not a curated record
AUGGAUCAGUGGCUUAAAAGUGGAUUUUUGCCAACAAAAAGGCGAAAACCUGACCAGGAAGAAAUGCAAGAAAGUUGUCAGGAACACGGUGCAUGUCAACAAGAAAUAGAAGGACAACGUGAGUCUGACGUGGACGGCUAUUCAGAUAAUUCCCAUGUUGCUGAAACUGAAAGUGGUGCAGCUAAUAAAAGUGCCCUCCGUGUUAGUCAGAAACACGGAAAUAAACGAAAAAAAGUGGUAAGAAAAUACGAUGAAAAAUAUAUUGACUAUGAAUUCACCUGCAUUGACGAUGAAAACGAGCCAAAGCCACAGUGCGUUUUGUGCUAUGAAGUGCUUUCUAAUGAAUGUAUGAAACCUGCAAAAUUAAAGCGCCAUAUACAGACAAAACAUGGAGCAGUACAGGAAAAGCCGCGAGAGUAUUUCCUCCGUAAGCUGUCUGAAUUGAAAGGCGGUAAGAAGAUAAUGAAAAAGGCUACAAGUAUCAACAUGAAAGCCUUGGAAGCAUCAUACGUUGUGAGCAACCUUAUUGCAAAAGCGGGCAAGCCACACACCAUUGGAGAAGAGUUAAUUUUACCCGCUGCAAAGCAACUAGUAACAAUAACGUGUGUCGAAAAAAUUUCUAGUGAACUGAAUGUAGUGCCACUGUCAAAUGAUACUGUCUCGCUUCGAAUUUCUGAUAUGGCAAAUGAUGUCCAACAGACUCUUGUGCAUCGCGUGAAAAACAGCAAGUUUUACUCAUUGCAGUUGGAUGAGUCGACAGAUAUUGCCAGUCAGGCUAAUCUUCUCGUGUAUGUCAGAUACAUUUGGAACGAGAAAGUGCUGGAAGAACUCCUUUUUUGUUGUCCAUUGCCAUCAAACACAACCACAGAGCUAGUGUUUGGUGUAUUAUCCUCAUUCAUCAAUGAGAAUGGCAUUCCUUGGGAGAAAUGUGCAGGAAUAUGCACUGAUGGUGCCAGAGCAAUGUCAGGAAUAAACAGUGGACUGAUUGCCAGAGUGAAAGAAAUUGCACCAGAUGUUGUUUGGAUCCACUGCAGCAUCCAUCGAGAGGAUUUAGCAACAAAGAAAAUGCGCCCACGCCUCAAGAAUGUCUUGGACACGGCAGUGAAAGUUGUGAAUUACAUUACAGCUCGUCCGCUUCAAUCCCGACUAUUCCAUAUUAUUUGCCAAGAAAUGGGAAGUACUCACUUACAAUUACUCUUGCACACUGAAGUAAGAUGGCUAUCCAGAGGAAAGGUCCUUACCCGAUUAUUUGAGUUACGGGAAGAAGUCCAGAUUUUCUUCACCGACCAUCCAUUUCAACACCGCGCAUCCUUGGAUGAUCCAGCAUGGAUUUCUCUGCUUGCUUACCUGGCAGAUAUUUUUUCACGUCUGAAUGAUCUCAACAGAGGGUUACAGGGAAAUGUCACCAUCUAUGACGUCCACGACAAAAUUGCAUCAAUGGUAAAGAAAUUGAAGUGGUUGCAGAAUUGUAUCCAGCAAUUGGAUUUUUCCACCUUCCCAAACCUGGACAGUUACCUCAAAGAGAGUACCUUUGCUCUUGAUGAUGUUGCAAGAUCAGAUAUCGAAGAACAUUUGGCAGGCUUGCAACAACAAUUCCAUACCUAUUUUCCCACGGCCGUAAAUAACAACUGGGCUCGAAAUCCAUUUGCAGUGGACACUGGGGCACUUCCACAAAGUCUGACAGUUUCUGAACGAGAACAGUUGCUGGAGCUAUCCUGCGAUGGCACAUUGGCAGCUGAUUUUAAAAUGCGCCCCCUACCUGAGUUCUGGAUCCAGGCCCAGAAGGAGUAUCCGCAGCUUGCCGACAAAGCCAUCCACUUGCUGAUGCCCUUCGCGACCACAUAUUUAUGUGAAGCUGGGUUUUCCACACUCACAGCUAUCAAAACAAAGUACAGAAACAAGUUGGAUGUGGAGGCUGAUCUGCGAUUAAAUCUCACCAACAUCGAGCUGAAUGUUCCUCACCUUUGUGCAAACAAACCGGCACACCCAUCACAUUGA